AUGCAAAGGGACAGUGAGCCCCAGCCUUCGGACCCAGCUGUCCCCACCAUCAAGGUGGUCCUAGUGGGCGAUGGGGGGUGUGGCAAGACGUCUCUGCUGAUGGUCUUCACCAAGGGAAAGUUCCCAGAGGCCUAUGUACCCACUGUCUUUGAGCGGUAUUCCAUGGCUUUGCAGCUUGAGGGCAAAUCUGUGAAUCUCUACCUCUGGGACACAGCAGGACAAGAAGACUAUGACCGCCUGCGCCCACUGUCCUAUGCUGAUGCCCAAGUGGUGCUCAUGUGCUAUGAUGUCAUGAGCCCUAACAGCUUCGACAACAUCCUUUCCAAGUGGUAUCCAGAGGUGAAGCACUUCUGCCCAGGGGUGCCCAUCAUCUUGGUGGGCUGUAAGACCGACCUGCGCAAAGACAGGGUGCUGCUGAAAAAACUACGGCAGAACCGCCAGGAACCCAUCACCUACCAGAAGGGCCAGAUGAUGGCGAGGUCGGUUCGAGCAGUCACUUAUAUGGAGUGCUCUGCCUGGCUCCAAGAUAACGUCCCCUCUAUUUUCCAUGAGGCGGCAGUGGCUGCCCUCAGCAGUCACAAACGCCACCGUCGAAGGCAAAGGGUGGCUUGGAAAGGCUGCCUGGUGACCUGA
Trichosurus vulpecula (common brushtail) is the source of this 633-nucleotide messenger RNA. It is a transcript of the gene RHOD, whose product is annotated as ras homolog family member D. The record is from RefSeq and is a predicted model, not a curated record. Gene Ontology annotation, molecular function: GTP binding; GTPase activity. The transcript is spliced from 5 exons. Gene Ontology annotation, biological process: cell migration; small GTPase-mediated signal transduction. Lineage: Eukaryota; Metazoa; Chordata; Mammalia; Diprotodontia; Phalangeridae. The coding region runs from base 1 to 633 and encodes 210 amino acids.